Molecule: messenger RNA, 306 nt
Organism: Cylicocyclus nassatus
Lineage: Eukaryota; Metazoa; Nematoda; Chromadorea; Rhabditida; Strongylidae
Source: the annotation of a GenBank genome assembly
AUGAGCGAUCAAACGAUUACAGGACUUAGAAACGGUUUUCCUCCACCGACAAGACAGUUAUGCCCACCCGGAACGAGAUAUUGUUUAACACAAACGUCGACAACAGAGUCCAAGCAAAUAAUCUCAACCCGAUACAGCUGUGGUACUUUCGCUGAUUGCAAGAAAAAAGGCUGCGAAACACGUAAACUUAAUCCGCCGAACUAUGCUCGCUACGUAAAAAUGUGCUGCUGUGCUUCUGAUGGUUGCAACAAAAGCUAAACAAAAGGGACACCUACAAUAAGUUGUGCCAGUAAUCUCCAAAUUUUG